UAAGUUGUGUUGUCGCCUUGUUUUUCAUAGAGCCAAUACAAUAUGAAAUACAAGAGAAAUACGGAUUGACUAUGGAACAAUUAAAAGUAAAAUGUGAUAGCAAGGACAAAUCCUUGUUUCCAAAUAUUCUCGCAGAUCAAGAAAAUGCUGGCAGUGUUAGGGCUCAGUUAAUACAUGAAUUGGUGAAAAAAGCUCACGAUAUACGAGCGAAAGAAGAGAUCACAAAUUAUGAUUGGGAUAAAUGGGAUAAGUGGACUGAAGAAAUAUGUAUUUCAAAUAAAACUCUCAAAGAAAUUUCCAUAAAUGCCAUUGAUAACGUACAGCAAUGUGUUGAUCAAAAUGAUCAAUUAAAUGACGAAGAAAAAAGCAAGAUUCAAGCAAAUCUUUUCAAAAGCUUUUGUGACAAAGUGAAAGUAUCAGCGGAGUGGUCUUAUCGAUCGUCUCAUGUGGAAAAUCCUUAAACCAAGCUGAUUUUGCUGAAAGAAGUACAACAGUAUAUGGUACAUAUAAUUUAUGUUCGGU
Molecule: messenger RNA, 522 nt
Organism: Belonocnema kinseyi
Lineage: Eukaryota; Metazoa; Arthropoda; Insecta; Hymenoptera; Cynipidae
Exons: 2
Coding region: 72-461 (129 amino acids)
Source: RefSeq, a predicted model, not a curated record